AUUUAUUUACACAACAAAAAAAAAAAAUAAAACAAAUAAGAAGUGCUUCUAUAUCCGCAUGUACAUAUGUAUGUAUAAUAAACAAAUCAAAUUAGUAGACAUGAUACAAAACUAUUUGUCAGCAAUGUCAUCAUGCUAAAAGUAUAUUAAGAUUUUCGUAUUAAAAUUAGAUAUUUUUCCGAGGGCGCGAAGAACUCGAAAGUGCCAUUUCUUUCACAUUUUCUCAUUAAUAUUAGUAUGAUAAAGUAGUUAUUAGCUGUAGAGCUUUUAGCUUCCAAUAAUUUAUCAAAAUUUAUUCUAUAUCCUCGCCACAUUCCCACACAUAAUAUACCCUUCAACACGUUGUAAUUACACAUCAAUGUAAAUUUUAUUACAUACCAGAUAUAUAACCUACACAAAUUAGGUAAUUUGUCAGAACCGCCGAAAUCGGACACUAUAGCAUAUAGCUGCAAUGCAAACUGAAGGAUCAAAAUUGUGUCUUUUUUAUUUGACAUCUUGUCAUCAUGAAAUUUGGCAAGGAUUAUUGUUUAAGCCUACGUUACAAUCUUCGAAAAAAUUGUUCAGAUCGGACCACUAAAGCAUUUAUACUUGUAUGCCAUACAAACGAACCGAUCAAAAUCAAGUUCUUGUAUGGAAUCGGUUGUAUUUGUGAAGGGGAUUUUAGCUUCGGUGAACCGAAGUUAACAUUUUUUCUUGUUUUUAUUUUCGAAUACACAUUGUCCUGAAGGCUGAAUUCCAAGGGUAUUAAUAUCUUUAAAUUCACUUUAGCUCACUAUACUAUUAGUCAAUCGUUAUGCUCUACCCAUAUAAAUUCUAUAUGAAUACGUAAAGAUGUAUGUACGUCCACCUUUUUUCAGUUUAUUCGUUUCGGAUAAAUAAAGCUAACUUCUGCAGUUUUUUAUACGCUGAAGAGGGUAUAUUAUAUUUUCCAUAUAUAGCGUGACGAACUGAUUCGAUGUAGCCAUGACCAUUUGUCUGCCCCUUUGCAUAUACGCGAACUAGUCCCUCAGUUUUUGAGAUGUUGAUUUGAAAUUUCGCACACGAUUUUGCAUAAGCCGAUCAAAAUCAAGUUUUUGACUUUUUUCGGGGUAACUAAACCUUUUUUUUUUGUUGAAAGAUUGACAUAUCUGUAUACACAUUUAUACCUAAACUAUUAACAUUUUAGUUAGCUCAUGAAUUAUCGUUCGCACCACCAAAAAAAAUUAUUGUUAUUAAAUUAACAAAGCUAACUGGGUCGGCGUCACAGAAUUUACCGAGAGCUCCUUCACAGCACUACCCAUUCCUACGGACGUCAUCGUUGUUACUGUUUAGUUUCUACAUUUCGAAACUCCCUCAACCACCAGGGAAUUUUCAUCACCUCGUACGCUGAUGGUUGCACGACAUUGACGUCGGGCCAUGGAUUCGAUGGCAUGUGUUCAAAAGUAACCGGCUAUCUCUUCGAUCUUUCUCGCUAUUCCCCGCAAGGAGCUUAAAACUUUUCGCGGAAACCAUCCCUGCAGUCGUUUGCAACAUCAAGAGGUCAUUCCUUGACUACGUCGAUGACAUCGAAAAGUACGCCGACCAGACUUCGGACACAACAAACUUCAUACAUGCACUGACAGCCGUUCACAGUGGAUCCAUUAACACCUUUAUCGACUCUCUCUCAGUGAGUGGCGUACUUGUAGUCAAACCACCAGCUCGAGUGCCACGAGAAUCUAGAGUGACCCUUGCUCAACUUCGUUCUGGGUAUACGCUACAACACCAACAAUCCAGGGUCAUAACAGCUGCAGCAAAUCAACCAGUUAUAUAUUGCCCAUCAGGAUAUUAGCCGAAUAUCGAUGUGCUUCUUCGAUGUGAAAGCCUUUUGAUGUCCUCUAGCGACCAAAUCACCGGGGCCAGCCAUCUCCUUUUUUUUUGAGACGCUCACCAAGUGUACAGUGGCUCGAAGCUAUUUUAAUUUUAAAAACUAAGAAUAAAAAGAACAAAACAGGAAGAAGAAAAUAAAAAAAUCUAAAUCAAAAAUUGAAAAUUUAAUUUUUCAUUGCAAAAUAAGAAUUAAAAAUUGAAAAUUUAAGUCUUGAUCCCAAAAUCAGAAUUCAAAAUUGAUAAAAUAGAAAUCGUUUGAACGUGUACGAGUGACGACCACUGCUCUAGAGAAUUAAAUAUGAUAACUCUGUACGAGAUGUAGCUCAAAAUGUUAGAACUCGAAAUUCGUUAAGUUCUUCUUCACCAAACGAAAUGCGAAAGAAUACAACUUAAAUGAACAGUAUGAAUGAAAAAAGUAAUAUCAAUCCAGAUAUGGACAAAUCGACAUCUCCUACAAAUGUAUAUCCAACACAGCCUUUAAACCAUGUUACAUCGAAACUUCAGUGUCUUGAAAUGCGAUCCAUGUAUCCAAAUGUGCCGUAUGUAAAUCCAUACUGUAGUCCUCAAACUAAUCGGCGAAGACCUCCGUUAAAAGAAUCUCGUCGCGUUUCAACGGAGCAAUCUGGCAGUUUUUUACAAUUAAAUCAAUAUAAGCUUAUGGACCAAAUUGGCCAGGGCUCAUAUGGGCUAGUUAAACUAGCUUACUCAGAAGAGGACUCAACUCAUUACGCAAUGAAAAUUCUUUCGAAACGUCGAUUGAUAAGACAAGCAGGAUUGACUAAGCGUGGCCUAAUUAAACCAAUUUCACCAUUAGAGAGAGUUUAUCGAGAAAUUGCCGUGUUAAAGAAAUUAGAUCAUCCAAACGUUGUAAAGUUGUUCGAAGUGUUAGAUGAUCCGAUGGAAGACUCGUUAUAUAUGGUUUUUGAACUAGUAAAACAGGGAUGUGUUUUGACCAUCCCAACAGAUUCACCGUUAGCUGAAGAUAAAGCUUGGAUUAUUUUUCGGGAAACUCUACUUGGUUUGGAAUAUUUACACUAUCAACACAUUAUCCAUGGUGAUUUGAAACCGGAAAAUUUGUUGCUCACUGAAUGCGGGCACAUUAAAAUUGCCGAUUUAGGGGUGUGUAACGAAUUUUUCGGUGAAGAUGCAAUGAUAAGUAGUGGGAGUACGGCAGGCACUCCAGCAUUUAGAGCACCAGAAUCACUAAGACUCGGACGGCAUUUCUUUUGUGGGAAAGCUGCCGACAUUUGGUCUUUGGGUGUAACUCUUUACGCUCUGGUUUAUGGAAACGUACCAUUUAUUGCAAAUUCUAUUCCAAUUUUAUAUGAAAAAAUUAAAUUGGACCCUCUUGUACUUUUAGAAGAGCCAAAAAUUAGUGAACAACUUCAGGACUGCAUUCGAAGAAUGUUAAUAAAAAAUCCUGAUUCCAGAAUUUCUUUACAGCAACUUAAAGAACAUACUUGGAUAACUAAAGAAGGUUUGCACCCAUUAGCAAAUGAGGGUGAGAACUGUGACUUGGUUAAGGUUAGUGAAGAAGACAUCAGUACAGUUGUGCAGAGUAUUCCAAAACUAGACACACUGAUUUUAAUUAAAACGAUGCUGAAAAAUCACUCCUUUGGAAACCCAUAUGGUAGCGAAAUUUUGCAUAAAUCACAUCCACGUGAUAUAACUCGUUAUGAACAAUUUGUUCGGGCUGGCCGCUCUAAUUCUGCUCCUGGGUCAUACACACAGCAGACAUUUAUUAGUAAGACAGUCAGUGGUACGUCAUGGAACAAUACAGUUAUAUACUUCUCCAAGUUCUAUUGCCUCAGCUACAACUUCAUCAUUCUCAAAAAUUAUGUGGGAUAAUAUAUGGACAACAAGAAUGGGUAGAACAUUCCGAUGUUUCGUCAAGAUGACAUGGAUGAUAAUGGAAAGCUACGAUCACUUACAGAACCAGAAAGGGGAAAUCAUAUACAUUAAUGACAACAUUAAUUAUUGCAUAUGCACAUAUAAGAAUUAUUAUGUACACAUUUUGAAUUUCUUGAUCCGAACUUAAACACAUUAACAAUGCAAACGUCAGAAAGUAGCUUAUUGUGAUUUUUUACAAUAAAUUAUUAUUAUACAAUAACGAUAGCAAAAAACAAA
Bactrocera oleae (olive fruit fly) is the source of this 3972-nucleotide messenger RNA. The record is from RefSeq and is a predicted model, not a curated record. NCBI's taxonomy places the organism in Eukaryota, Metazoa, Arthropoda, Insecta, Diptera, Tephritidae.